AUUUCCUUUCCUCUAUUUUGCAUAAAAGAUUCCAAUAGAUACAACUUCAGAUAAAGAGAGUAAAAAAGAUUUACUUUCCCUCUCUACCUUUCCUUGUCAAAAGUUAGUCUUCUCAGGUACCAAGAGUUAAAUAGAUGGAAAGAGAGAGAUCCAUCAUUUAGAGGAUCUCUAGGGGCAGAAGUCAGGUCUGUCUUAUUCUUGCCCCUUGGGGCCUUGUUGCUGUGUUAAGCUCUUGUGGGGUGUGUUCCUGCUCCAUAAAACCUAUCAUAAACUAGACUCCUUCAAACAUAUAGAGGGCAAAGAAAGGAAAAGAAAAGAAAUAUAGAAUUAACAUAAAGUUGGGUCUUUUGAGCUUCUGAUUCAAGGAAGUGGUUAAUGGAGGAUAAGUAUAGUCUUAAUAGGCAGCAUAGUGGGAUAUGGAGAUCCUUGAGAGAUGGAGACUUUGAAGAAGAAGAUGUUUGGGCAGUUAUCAAGGACAAAUCUGAUUACUUUUCAGGAGUUCAAAAGCCAAAGGAAAAAGGGUCCUCUCCUCUCGCUGUUCCUAGAACCCUCCCAAGUGCUGCAAGGAUGAUCCCAAGGACUAGUAGUGGUAAUAGUAGUGCUAGUUCCUCUCAUGAAACCAAGGUUCUUCAGCAAUCAGCACCUGUCAAUAUUCCUGACUGGUCAGAGAUUUAUAGGAACAAGCAAAGUAAGACCCCUAAGAAUGUUUCAAGGUUUGGUGUUUAUGAUGAUUUCUAUCAUUCUGUUGAUGAUGAAGGUGAUGGUGUUGGUCUUGUCAAUUAUGGUGGUGGAGACAGUGAUGGUGAAGAAGAGGAAGAGGAUGAAUAUGAUACCAAGCUCCCUCCUCAUGAAUUUAUUGCAAGAAGGCUUGCAAGGAGUCAAAUAUCAUCAUUUUCAGUUUUUGAAGGUGUUGGGAGGACCCUCAAAGGUAGGGAUCUUAGCAAAGUGAGGAAUGCUGUUCUCACAAAAACUGGUUUCCUUGAAUCACUGUGAAGGGGUUUCCAUUAAUAAAAUUUGUGAUGUAUAGGGGGGAUUUGUUCUAGUUGUUCCUUAGUUAUUGAGAUUGUGUGCAUGGAUGUGUACGAAAUAUUAGUUUUAGGCAUUUUACCAUGAAAAAACAAUGAUUGGACAUGGUUGUGGCAACUCAAAAGUGAUUUCAUUUCAAUAUCCUGUUGUGGCAACUCAAAAAGUGUUUUCAGGAAUAAGAAACAAUAAAUUAUUAUUUUUUAUAUAUUCAAAUCAACUUAUGU
Abrus precatorius (Indian licorice) is the source of this 1250-nucleotide messenger RNA. RefSeq lists its product as uncharacterized. Lineage: Eukaryota; Viridiplantae; Streptophyta; Magnoliopsida; Fabales; Fabaceae. The transcript is spliced from 3 exons. The coding region runs from base 376 to 993 and encodes 205 amino acids. The record is from RefSeq and is a predicted model, not a curated record.